Emiliania huxleyi CCMP1516 is the source of this 1002-nucleotide messenger RNA. RefSeq lists its product as hypothetical. The coding region runs from base 1 to 1002 and encodes 333 amino acids. The record is from RefSeq and is a predicted model, not a curated record. Lineage: Eukaryota; Haptophyta; Isochrysidales; Noelaerhabdaceae. Gene Ontology annotation, molecular function: protein kinase activity. The transcript has 4 exons.
AUGUGCACGCAGGUCACAGUCGUGAUCGACAACGUCAACAAUCCCUCUCUCACCGACGCGGAUGCCUUUGAGGAGGUCGCAAAUGCUCUGGCAAAAGUCGACGGCUUCCCCCUAGCGGUUCUUUUGCCCGCGCUCGACGACGGCUUGUCGCCCGAUGCCGCCGCCGCUGCGGGAAAAGCGGCAGGCGACGCGAUCAUCGCCGGCAAGUCGCCAGAGGAGGCAGCUGAGGCUGGCGAGGCGGCUGGCAGGGCGGCCCAGAAGGCGCUCGACGAUGGCCUGCGCCGGAUGCGGCCAGAGCUGCAGGCGAGGCUGCAGGCGAGGCCAUUCUUGCGGGCAAGUGAGUCGGCGGGCGACGCGAUCAUCGCCGGUAAGAGCCCCGAAGUGGCGGCUGCUGCAGGAGAUGCUGCCGGUAAGGCGGCUCAGAAGGUGCUCGAUGACGGCUUGUCACCCGAUGCGGUGGAUGCGGCGGAUGCGGCGGGCAAGGCGGCAGGCGACGCAAUCACGCCGGCAAGUCGCCCGCGGGGGCAGCUGCGGCCGGCGAGGCGGCGGGCAAGACGGCUCAGGUGGCUCUUGACGCCGACCUCUCGCCUGAGGCAGCUGCGCGACGGGCCCAGCGACGGCCGAAGGAUGACUGGCCAGACAGGCUCGCUCCGCUACAUGGCGCCCGAGGGGGAAAGGCUUCACCGCAGACAUAAGCGCUUCAGGUCGCGCUCUGCAAGCCACACGGCGGACGUCUUCUCGUGGGCGUCGCUUCUCUACGAGAUGGCGGCGCACAAGAAGCUGUACUAUGCGAUGGACGCGCAGGCCUACAUCUCGCAGGCCAUCCCCGACGUGGCGGCGCUCCUCUCGGCCUGCUGGUCGACCUCCCCGUCUCAGCGCCCAGACUUCGCGCAAGUCGUGCCGGUGCUCGAGACGGCGCUCGCCGCUCUGCCCGCCGCAGCGGACGCGCAGCAGGAGGGCGCGGCCGGCGCCAAGGAGGGCUGCAGCUGCGUCUUGGCAUAG